GGGGGUGCUCUUCUUGGAGGCAUCAAUGCCUUACACACCUCAUUUCCAGAAAAUCCAAUGGCGCAGUACCGAACACAGUGUGAACUCAUACUCGAGCGACUGGAGCUGCAAGAUCUUCUGCACAAAGAGCUACAAAGACUCGACAGAUUACAAAAGGAGAAUUCAAGCCAGCUGCAGCCCGAAGAAACAAGUUUAAGUACUACUCCAAGAUGCUUGAACAAGGAUACACGUGGACAGUCACAGCAAAUGUCUCAGUCAGAGCCUUCUGAUCAGCAAGAGAAUAACUCCAGGUCACAGCCGCCUUUGCCCGAAGGCAGAUGUGAAGGGGAGCAUCAGGUUGCACAUCCAGAACCCUUGUGCAACCCAGCACAUGGUAAUAACAAAGAUACAAACUACUUGAUUAAACAUAGUAAGAGAGGUGGUGAUGGCAGCAUGGCAUGGUUUGACAGCCUGGAAGAGAGCAACACUGUUGCUGAAGAAACUCUUCAGAAAAAGUCUCCAGUGCCCAAGAUAUCUCCAAAGAAGUUGGCUUCAAAAACCCUGUGUGAAACGUCCUGCUCUGAAGAAAGAAGUGCUUCAAUGCCAAGGAAGGGAAAUGGAACGAGAGGGUCACUGGCAGCUGUGAGCCUACAUGGUCCUUCGGAGCAGGACAAAGUUGCCAAGGUAAGCAGGAAAAGGACUGAAGAACACAACUGUUCUUCUUCAGGAACCAGUACUCAUGACCCGUCAUCACCAAGUGCUGGUGCGCAGGAUUCAGUUGUUACGCAGCGCGUUUCUAAAAGCUGUCAGAGACUGCACACAGGGAAAUCACGUGGGUUCUUUACAAGUACACAGGACCCUGAGGCAAAGGCUCUUCCUUCAGUAUCACCUGAGUCUGGCCUGCUAGAUUUUUCAAGUGAUGCAGAUUCUGUGUUAGGGGAGGAAAAGAACAGCAUAUCUGUAGAGGCAAAAACUGGAACCAUUUCCAUGAGAAAACGAGGCAAAGGCCAAGUAGUGAAGGGAACAAAGGUCACAAGUUCCCAUGAGCCAGGAAUCCUUGAUAGUGAAAGUCCUCCAGCAGCUAAACUACUUAAAUUUUCUUUCAGACCAAGGACAAAACUUGAUCAUCCUUCAGAGAAGAAAAAUGAAGAGUUUUCUCCUUUUCAGAGUGAAACUGUUUUUAAGCCUGGAGAGCAGCUCCAGGGAGAGCAGCCGCCAGAGGAAUGCUGCCCCCCUGAGAAAUCCAAGAUGACAUUGACUCGUUUACGAAAAAAUAGUUUGGAAAAACAAUCAGUUGAUAAUAGAGGGAAAGAAAAGCAACAGAGUCAGGCCUUAGUGAAGGAGCUCAAGGGAGGCACAACAAUAUGCCCUGAUGUCAGUUUGGAUGCUGUGUCAUCUCGACCCACUGAAAAGAAAAGGGACGGAGAGGAGAAGCUGGGUGCUCCAAGUGCAGGGAAGGUGCGCUCCAGCACAUUGGCCAAGCUGUCAGCAUUCUCCUUUGCAUCGCGUCCUGAGUCAAAAUUGGAAACCUUGCCUACUGUUAACAUUGACACUGACAAGGAGAGCCAUAGCCCAUUGCUGAAGGGGCACGUGAGCAAUCUGAGCAGAAGGAAGAGUUUUGCGUUGGGAAAUCCCAGUAAAGCCAGGGUGGUCACACAGAAAUCUCUUUUUUCAAUAGCAGAGCUGGAUGAUGCUACCUUAGAUUUUGAUUGGGAUGAAGAGCUUAGGAAAAAUCCAAGCAUCUAA
Molecule: messenger RNA, 1725 nt
Organism: Mesitornis unicolor (brown roatelo)
Lineage: Eukaryota; Metazoa; Chordata; Aves; Mesitornithiformes; Mesitornithidae
Product: DNA helicase MCM9-like
Exons: 2
Source: RefSeq, a predicted model, not a curated record